AUGACACAAUAUGUUAGAACUACUACCCGUUUAACUCCUUUAAAAUUAAUUGUCGUUGGAGACUCUUCAGUUGGAAAAACUUCACUUAUUCAAAUGUUUGCAAACAAUCAAUUUUCAAAUUCAGUAGUUUCAACUGUUGGAAUUGAUUUUUUAACAAAGAGAUAUGAAGUAGAUGGGACUACAUAUAAAGUUCAAAUAUGGGAUACCGCUGGACAAGAAAAGUUUAGAACUAUUAUUAAUAGUUAUUAUCGUGGUGUUCAAGGUGCUGUUUUAAUUUAUGACGUAACAAAUAAAUCUACUUUUGAUGCUAUUAAUUAUUGGGUUAAAAAUGUACAAGAAUUUGGGGAACAGGUAGUAGGUAGAAUUCUUGUUGGUAAUAAAACUGAUUUAGAACAACAUAGAACUGUUUCAACUGAAAUGGGUCAAAGUCUUGCUGAUAAAAUUGGAAUUCCUUUUAUUGAAACAUCUGCUGCUAAAGGUGAAAAUAUUCAAGAGACAUUUACUUGUUUAAUUAAAGAAGUUAUUGAAAAUCAAAAACAACAAACUUCUACUAAAUCUGCUGAACGUGUUAAUGUUACUAAACCAACAACUCCUAAUACACAAGAACAAGCUGGUUGUUGUUAA
Molecule: messenger RNA, 624 nt
Organism: Entamoeba dispar SAW760
Lineage: Eukaryota; Evosea; Mastigamoebida; Endamoebidae
Exons: 2
Coding region: 1-624 (207 amino acids)
Biological process (GO): regulation of exocytosis; protein secretion
Molecular function (GO): GTP binding; GTPase activity
Source: RefSeq, a predicted model, not a curated record